This is a messenger RNA of Adineta ricciae, 1329 nucleotides long. NCBI's taxonomy places the organism in Eukaryota, Metazoa, Rotifera, Eurotatoria, Adinetida, Adinetidae. The record is from the annotation of a GenBank genome assembly.
AUGAGUAAUAUUGAAUCUUUUGAUGUUAUCAUUAUUGGUGCUGGUUUUGCUGGUCUUUCAGCUGCUAAAUAUCUCACGUCGAAAUCAGUUCGAUGUCUUGUAAUUGAAGGUCGAGCUCGUAUUGGCGGAAGAACAUUGAGCGAAAAAGUGUUUGACGAAAAAUGGACAAUUGACUUAGGCGGACAGUGGAUCGGACCGAAACAAAAGCGAGUUUUAUCAUUAAUCGAUCAAUUCAAUCUUCAUUUAGUUGAACAAACAUGGUAUCAUCAAGAUCCGUCACAUUUAGGACAACAACUUGGUUUAUCGCCGUUAACCAAUGAUCAGUUAGAUGCGAUUGAAAAAAUCUGCUCUGAAUGCGACACAAUGUCAUUGGAAUUAGCAGAUGUUGAGCAUGCUUUGGAGUAUGAGAAAAGUUCUGAAUGGUCGCAAAUAUCUGUUGCACAAUUUAUUCACGACCAUCCAUUAGUGAAAGAUUAUCGAACUGAACAGGAAUUAAAACUUCACAUAUUAACAUUAACUGCGUGUGACGCAGAAAAUGUUUCAUUAUUGUACUGGUUAAUAUUAAUUCGCUCGAUACCUGGUGGAUUAAAUAGUUUAGAUGACGGCUUAAAUGGCGCUCAACAUUAUAAAAUAUCAUCUGGCACUCAAAAUCUUUGUUACCGAAUGUCUGAACAUGAAAACAUUCGCUUAAACGAUCCUCUCGUGUCGAUUAAUUAUCAGUCGAAUGACGAAAUCCUUCUGAAAAUGAAAUCAGGUGUCGAAAUUCAAUGUCGUCGUCUUCUUUUAGCAUUUUCUCCUUCGCUACUUUCAACAAUCGACUUCUGCCCAUCGUUAUCGACGAACAAUUACUGUUCAAUGACCAUGGGACAAUGCAUUAAGACGAUCUUUAUCUAUUCAAAGCCAUUCUGGAGAAAUAUUCUAGUCGAUCAAACUGAUAAACAAGGACCCUGUUCAAAUAUAUUCGAAUCCAAUUAUCCCAUUGCACUCAUUGGGUUGGUAUUAGGUGAAAGAGCUUCCUAUUGGUGUAAACGUGAUCAGAACGAACUAAUCGAAUCAAUCAUUGAACAAUAUUCAGUUCUUUACAAUACGAAUGAAAAACCGUUGCAAACAUUCGUUCAAUAUUGGCCAAAAGAAAGUCUUAGUAAAGGCUGUUAUGCUGCUGUUUAUCCAGCAAGUCCAUGCUCGACAUGGAGAAAUCGAACAAAAGCAUUAAUCGAUGGAAGGAUUUGGUUAGCCAGCACAGAAAUGGCUCUGGAAUGGAUUGGAUACAUUGAAGGUGCCAUCGAAGCUGGUGAAAGAUUCGCAGAAGAAAUUCACCGGACACUCUAA